This is a messenger RNA of Perca fluviatilis (European perch), 4447 nucleotides long. It is a transcript of the gene pam, whose product is annotated as peptidylglycine alpha-amidating monooxygenase. Gene Ontology annotation, cellular component: membrane; extracellular region. NCBI's taxonomy places the organism in Eukaryota, Metazoa, Chordata, Actinopteri, Perciformes, Percidae. Bases 111 to 3029 code for a protein of 972 amino acids. The record is from RefSeq and is a predicted model, not a curated record. Gene Ontology annotation, biological process: peptide metabolic process. The transcript has 26 exons. Gene Ontology annotation, molecular function: copper ion binding; protein binding; peptidylglycine monooxygenase activity.
UUCUGAAAAGUGUUGUAUGUUUUUUACGGAUUCUUACCAAUGAGACCUCUUCAAUACAGAGAUCUCUUCAAUACAGUCGAUUGAUAGACUUCGAGCGGCGGCGAACAGGCAUGAUGGGAGUCCCUGUGUUCUUUGUGGUGGUGCUAGCAUUUAUCUGUCACAGCCACAGCCUGGAAAUACAAAACCCUUUCUACAGGUUCAAAAGGUCUCAGGAAAAUGUCUUGUCAGAUCCCAGUGAAUGUGUGUCCAGGACCAAGCAGCAGGUCUUAAACUCUCACAACUUCUCUGUGGAAAUUCGGAUGCCUGGUGUUGUCCCAACUGUGUCAGACACUUACCUGUGCACAACAUUUCCUGUGCCCACUAGUCGAGAUGCAUAUAUUGUGGACUUUAUACCUCAUGCCAGUAUGGACACAGUUCAUCACAUGCUUCUGUUUGGCUGCCGGACUCCUGUUUCCACCAGCAGCUACUGGGACUGUGGCAGUGUACAAGGCACUUGUGCAGAUGAGGCAUCCAUUAUGUAUGCCUGGGCUCGGAAUGCACCACCUACUAAAUUACCCAAAGAUGUUGGUUUUAAAGUUGGAAGAAAUUCAGGAAUAUCCAACUUUGUGCUGCAGAUCCAUUAUGGAGAUGUCACUGCUUUCAGAGACCAUCAUAGAGAUUGCUCAGGACUUACCUUAAGAAUGACAUCCAAACCGCAGCCAUUCAUUGCUGGUAUAUACCUGCUAAUGUCUGUGGACACAGUUAUCCUUCCAGGAAAAAGAGUUACAAAUGCAGACAUCGCCUGUGAUUACACUUCAUAUCCCAUCUACCCGUUUGCCUUCAGGACCCACACACACCACCUUGGUAAAGUGGUCAGUGGCUACAGGAUCCGAGACGGGAAGUGGAGCCUGAUUGGGAGACAAUCCCCUCAGCUACCACAGGCAUUCUAUCCUGCUAAUAAGGAGGUGAAUGUGAAGUAUGGUGACACCAUUGCAGCCAGAUGUUUGUUUACUGGGGAGGGCAGAACCUCCAAAACGUAUAUUGGCGGUACCUCUGAUGAUGAAAUGUGCAACUUCUAUAUAAUGUACUACAUGGACAGCAAACAUGCCAUCCCCUACAUGAACUGCAUGGAAUCUGGCUCCAAAGAGCUGUUUCAGCAUAUUCCAGCUGAGGCCAGUGUUCCCAUAGCUGUCAGUCCAGGUCAUAUGAAUUCUAUGAUGCAUAUGGUGCACUCAACAGAUCAUCAAGAAAACCGGUUGCUACUGGAUACAAACAGAGCUGAGCAGGUUCUGGAUCAGGGUGACCCCUAUUCACUUAUGUCUAAGCUGCUAGACCAGAGCAAGGACGUAGUUCACAUUCAUAAGUUCAAACCCAGUGAGAUGCAGAAAGCCCAGGCUGAGCUUGUGGCUCAGAUUGAUAGCUUAAUGCAACAGAAACACCAGGGCUCUCCCAGUGCCAGACUAGCCUUCCAAACCAGGGAAGAUCCUGUUUUAGUGAGGGACAGAGUCCAUAAAUUCCAUCAGCUUGAGGCCACUGCCAAGCCGCCAAGAAGCAAGCUGCUAGCUAAAGGACAAGACUACCAUUUGGAGCAAGUCUCAGCAUGGCCUCAGAGUUCUCUCCAGCUGGGUCAGGUGUCAGGACUUACCCUUGACUCUGACUCUAACUUGGUCAUUUUCCACAGAGGUGACCACCACUGGGGGGCAGACUCUUUUAACAGCCAGGCUAGAUAUCAGCAGAGGUCCCUAGGUCCAAUUCAGCAGUCCACGAUUUUGGUUGUGGACCCUGCCAAAGGCAACAUCCUGAAGGCUUCUGGCAGAGACAUGUUUUAUUUGCCUCAUGGAAUAACUACUGACAAGAAGAAUAAUUACUGGAUCACUGAUGUGGCUCUUCAUCAGGUGUUAAAAGUGAGCAGUGACGGCAGAGACAGAAUGUUGCUGGCACUGGGAGAGGCUUUCAUACCAGGAAGUGACAACAACCACUUCUGCCAGCCCACUGAUGUGGCUGUAGAUACUGAGACUGGAAACAUUUUUGUGUCUGAUGGCUACUGCAAUUCCCGAAUACUGAAAUUCUCUGCUGAUGGCAAAUACCUGUCUGAGUGGGGUGCAGGCUCGUCAGACAGAAGGCGCAUACCGUUCCGGAUCCCCCACAGCCUGGUGUUUCUUCCUGACAGACAGGAAAUUUGUGUGGCUGACAGAGAGAACGGACGUAUCCAGUGCUUCAUAGCCAAAACUGGAGUGUUUGUCAAGGAAAUAAAGAAAGAGGAGUUUGCAGGGGAGGUGUUUGCCAUAACCUACAGCCCUGUUGGAGAUGGCUUGAUCUUUGCAGUAAAUGGGGAAUCUCCAUAUCGCUCAGCUCCACUACGAGGUUUUGUAAUAGAUUAUUCAACCACGGACAUAUUGGAUACCUUCAACCCAGAGAAAAAGGAGUUUAAAAUGCCUCACGACAUAGUUGAAACCAGUGAUGGUAUCGUCUUUGUUGGGGAUGCAGGCAGUAAAUCAGUCUUCAAGUUCACCACUGAGAAGUUACAUCGCUCCGUCAAGAAAGCUGGAAUCGAGGUUCAAGAACUUCAAGAAAUGGAGACAUUUGUCCAAAGUAAGGUGAGGCCGGAGCACAACAUGUCGAAGACAGCAGCCAUCCAAGAGAAGCAAACUGUGGCUCGACAGCCUCAACCACAAGAAGAGAAAGAAGAGGAGAAGAAGAGUGCAGCAAAGCCAAACAAAGAGUGGGGUGUACUCCCAGCCAUUAUCACUACACUGCUGCUCAUCCCUCUGCUGGUGGUCAUCUCCAUUGGAGUCUUUAUCUGCUGGAGGAAAAACAACCGAUGUGAGGUGAAAACUGAACCCAGCUCUGUGGGAGGGAUCCUGGGAAAAAUAAGAGGUAAAGCUGUGGGCAGUCUGAACCUUGGGAACUUCUUUGCAUCCCAUAAGGGUUACAGUCAGGGCUUUGACCAGCUGAGUACUGAAGGCAGCGACCAGGAGAGGAAUGAUGAGGACAGCAGCGACUCCGAGAACGAGGAGUACUCUGCUCUGCCGCCUCUUCCCUCCUCUUAGACACUCUGGGACCAGCCACCAACCUUCUUUUUUUCUGGCAACUCAAGAUGUAUGUUAUUCAUCAUGUGUGUAACUGUUGUGUUAUCUGCCAAUCGUAUUGUUUAUAUAUUUAAAUAUAUGCUGUAUAUAAAAUAAUUUAGCAUAAUUUAGACAAUUUAUUUCAUCUUUAUUUAAUUUACCUGUGGUCUUGAUGCAGCCUUGGUGACACAAUUCACACAUAUCACGAUGAAAGAUUGUUUUUCCGACAUCAAACUUGCAUUUAGUGAAAUUAUUACCACAAUCCUCUGGACACACGUUACAAUAUUUGGUGUCAGAUUCAACCUCAAAACAAGACCAAUGGGCUGAGAUAACUAUACUUAUUUUAGAAAUUUUCUUAAAAUGAGGAUCAGGAACUUAAAAAAAUUCUUGAAAUAAGUUAUUUGGUAUUGUAAACAGGUAAAAAAAAACUAAGCCCAUUUGUGGAUUUUUAUUUUAUUUUAACUAAGAUUUGUGGAUUUUUAUUUUAUUUCAACUAAAAAUAAACCCAACUUUACUGAAUUACUUUUUUAGAUGGGGAAUUUUUAUGACUGAAAUGGGGUCAAGUAUUUUACAUUUAGUCAGUUGAUGUUAUAUAUUUGUACUUACAGUGACCAGUUUGAAAACCUUAAUGGCUCUGUUUUCAUGGCAGUGCUGUGACCAGCACAAGCAGAACUACGACAGUUUGGUAUUUUUCUGAUCAAGACAUUAGCUUUGUCCAUCUGUUUGCCCAGGUGGGAAGAGAGAUACAAACAGGUGGAAGUGCAGAGAGAGUCCUUGGAGUUUUGGGAGAAGUUUGGUGAAGGUGAGAAUAGAUGUCUCUGAACCACGUCUGUUUCUGAGGCAAAGUCAAUCCGCUGCCAAUUUGUUGAUUCUGUCAACAACAGCAAACUAAAUACGUUGAGAGAAUUUUAUUAAACAUUCAAGUAAGUGCAUUUUAAUUGCCCUUUUUGGCCAAUUUUAAGCACAUUUGGUUGCUUUAAUGUGGUUAAACCCAAAAGGAACUUGAUGGAACAUCAGUAAAUUGAUGAUCUAUAAAAUAAUAUGAGUGAUUCUUACAGUUUCUGUUAUGCACAGCUGCUUUAUACUGUAUGAAAAGUUUCUCCUUUAGUUCAUCUCUGCAGACAUCUGAGGGCAUCAGGACAUGUAUAUCGAUAAAUAUACAGCCUCUGAUUUAAGGAGUGCCACAGCAGCGGUUGUAUUCUCAUUGUUUUGAGGGAGACACUAGAUUACAGGGAGUCAUGGACCCAGUGUAUCAACUCAAAAGUACCAUUUCAUACAAUAUGAUGUAAUUAUUUACAUUCUGAGAUACAGUAGAAUUAAGCCUGAAAUAGUGUUGGAUUAAUCUUGUAAACGGCGUCAGCAAACGUUUUUUAUUCUUUUUUUCAAUUGUCAUUGUCAAA